Molecule: messenger RNA, 1056 nt
Organism: Humulus lupulus (European hop)
Lineage: Eukaryota; Viridiplantae; Streptophyta; Magnoliopsida; Rosales; Cannabaceae
Exons: 2
Coding region: 46-447 (133 amino acids)
Source: RefSeq, a predicted model, not a curated record
GAGUGGAGAGAAUUUAAGUAGUGAAGUGAGUAGUCGGUAGAGGAAAUGGGAUGCGCAGUAGCAGGAGUCACAGGCUUGUUGGUAUCACCAUCGUCGUCGUCGUGUGCAGUAGUGAGCCGCGGUGGCCGUGGUGGCCGUGGCCGUGUGACCAUGUCUGUGGCCACUGAGAAACUCGGAAUCAAAAUUGAGAAGAAUCCUCCUGAGUCGAAGCUUACACAGAUGGGAGUCAGAAAUUGGCCCAAAUGGGGUUGCCCUCCGAGCAAGUUUCCAUGGACGUACGAAGCAAAAGAGACAUGUUAUCUGGUGCAAGGGAAGGUGAAGGUGACGCCCGAGGGAGCCGAGGAGGCUGUGGAGAUCGAGGCUGGUGACUUGGUGGAGUUUCCCAAAGGCAUGAGCUGCACUUGGGAUGUCUCUCUCGCUGUCGACAAGCACUAUAACUUUGCUUAACCACCACCUUCUUCAAUUCCCUUGCCCUAAUUUCCUACUACUACUACAUUCCAUGUUUAUCUAUUUCUAGUUUUACAUGAGAUAUUUGUAGUUCUUGUUUGGUCUUAUAGUUCUAAAAUAUAUAUAGGAUAAUCUUGUACAGGACUUCACUUUAAACUUUACUAGUGGGUUCUUUAGUGUUCUUGAUUCGUUAACAGUUUUUUGUAUUUUUUUUAUGACUGUAUAUAUUGUAGUUGUUUACAGCAUCAUGCAAAUUUUCAGAAAAUUCUGAAGAGUUUCAAGUACCGAAAACUAUGUUCAAGCAUGUUGUUUUUUACGCGUAUAAAAAAAAUUAGUCACGCAUGCAACAACAUGUUUGAACUUAGUUUUAGUAUUGUAAACUAUUCAAAAUUUUCUAAAAAUUUGCAGAAUGCUCUAAAUAGCUACAAUAUAUACAAUCAUAAAACAAUUCACACUGAAAAUUGUUCAUGGGUCGAGAAUAGUCUCACGGUCAAAUUUAAAAUGAAGUCCUAAAAAAAAAAAAGACUUUCUACAUUUAUUACUAAAUUAAAGUAUUGUAGUCCAUAACUAAGGAAAUAUUGUGGUGAAUACAAUAUUUGUUUUAUUUUA